Pelagomonas calceolata is the source of this 1630-nucleotide messenger RNA. NCBI's taxonomy places the organism in Eukaryota, Pelagophyceae, Pelagomonadales, Pelagomonadaceae. The record is from the annotation of a GenBank genome assembly.
CGCGCAGUUUUUGCGACUAAGGCACCGUCUUGCAAGCGCUACCUCUCCAUUUCACUCUACGCACACGCGCGCAGCAGACCGCCGCGACGCGAUCCACUCCUAGCGAGUGCAACCCCAGCUACAGCAGCUCCACUCGACGCCACCGCAGCGACGCAGCCAUGGGCCUCCUCACGCCCGCGGAAGGCAUCAACUACAACUUUAUACUAGGUAUGUACUCCUUUUUCCUGGCGCUCGGCGCGUUGUUCGCCGGACUGGAAUUUGUGAUGGGCGUGGACGCCGUCAAGGGCUUUUAUUUAGUGUUCGCGCCCUUCGUCCCAGCGUUCAUGUGGUGCACCGUCGUGCGGUCGGCGUGGCUGUCGGCGAAGGCGAAGAAGGAUUGAUGCGUACCGCUGGCGACGACUUACCGCCACGCGAGGCGCGAUGCGGCGGGCGGCGCUCGGCUUGCGCGGGCGGCGCGGCGCCAGGGUGCUCGGCGCGGCGCGCGCGCCGCGGUCGCUGCACGUGGCCGUAGUAGGCGGCGGAGUGGUGGGCGUCUCGACGGCAGACGAGCUCUUGAAGCGCGGCUGCCGGGUCACGCUGCUCGAGGCGACGCAGGAGGUCGCUGGUGUCUCGUCGGCCACGUGGGGCAACGCGGGGACGCUGUGGAAGAGCCUGCGGGGUACGACGCCGUGUGAGCCCGCCACGCUCUGGCGGACGCUGAAGCUGCUCGGCCGCGACCCCGGUCACGAGAAGAACGUCUUCAUUAAUAAUAGCUGCCUGACCGACGCCGCGUUCUACCGCUGGGCGCUCGCGCUGGCGCGCUGUUCGAACCCGUCGGACUACGACUGGCCGACUGCGCACGGCGACGCGCAGCGCUAUCUGCUCGAGCGCGCGGUGGCGCUCGGUGCCGGAGGCCUGAGGGUGGCCGGCGGCGAGGUGAGAAGCUCGAAAGGCGCCGUGCUCGCGUCUGAUGCCAGCGACGCGCUCGGCGACUCUGCGCUGUACACGCAAGCGCUUGCCGAAGAUUGCAAGGCGCGCGGUGUGCAUGUGUGGACUAAUGCGCCGGCGUCGCUGACGGCGAAUGGCCUCGAGGUCGACGGGGCCUGCGUCGAAGCUGAUGUAAUCGUCCUCUGCGCCGGCGCCGCAUCCACGACAUUGCUGCCGUUCUACGUACCGAUCCACCCGUUGAGGGGCUACUCCAUCACGGCGCGCGUGACGGACGCGGAGCGCGCCCCGGAGGCCUCGUUCUUUGUACACCCCAAGCACCUUUAUUGUACGCGCCUCGACGAGGAGCGUGUCCGUUUUACCUGCUACGGCGAGUUCGUACCGCUUCGCAAGACGCCGCCCACCGCGGCGCUCGAGACGCGUCUCAAACGCUUGAUCGAUUAUGCUGUGCCGGAUGCGUCUGAGUGGAGCGACUUCGUUGACUGUGAGGUCUGGCACGGCGAUCGACCGCUAACUCCGGACGGCCUGCCGCUCGUCGGAAAGCUGGCGCCCGGGCUGUAUAUCAACGCGGGCCACGGCUUCAACGGCUGGCGCGACGCGGGCAUCACGGCUUCCUUCGUGGCGGGGCUCGUCGCCGGCGGCGAGGACGAUGCUCCCGCCUACGUCGAGGCGUGGGCGCCGGGUAGGUUUAACUUGUAGUUCCCUA